Molecule: messenger RNA, 1578 nt
Organism: Paramecium tetraurelia
Lineage: Eukaryota; Ciliophora; Oligohymenophorea; Peniculida; Parameciidae
Exons: 7
Molecular function (GO): mRNA binding; protein binding
Source: RefSeq, a predicted model, not a curated record
AUGAAAGAACAAUACUAAUUUUAGUGUCUCUCUAAUUUUUAAAAGAGGUUUUCAAUGAAGUUGAAGAUGAUUAAUAAAGAACUAGAAUAUAUAAAGGUAGUUAUUGAUGGUAAUUGUAAUCCAAUGGUAUUGCACAAUUCAGUCUACUUGUUAUAUAGUAAAAUGAAAUAAUUAUAUGUGAGAAUAAUUAUUUUCAGUUAGUGCUUUUAAAUUUAAAAUAUGGAUUAUGAAACCCUCUUCACAAUUCUUCCCAAAGAACCUAAGAAAUGGUCUUUGGAGGAUGUAUCGCAAUGGCUCAAUUUUGUUGGGUUAUAGUAACUUCAGACAACCUUCACUAAGAAUUCAAUCGAUGGAUCAUGUUUGGAGUUAAUUGAGGAGAAUGACUUAAUAGAAGAUCUAGGAAUUACAAAUAAGAUAGUUAGAAAAAAGCUUAUGCAUUGGCUUAAAACAGGACUGAAAGAAUACGCAUCACAUAUAAAAUCAACAACAUUUGAGGACAGACGCUAUGAAAAGAUGGAAUAGGAAAAUACAACCCUUGAAAAUACUGAAUCUGCAUAACCUCAAUAUGGGUAGAUUAACGUCUCUCAUGAUAUGAUGACAAAUUAUCUUAAAAACAAUGAAAUGUAUUCGCAACAAUUUUAGUAACCAUUAUGCGAGAUUGAAAACAAGCCUCAGUUUUAAAAAAAACAAUAGACAGGCAUUUUAAUUGAACAGGACCUAGAAAAGUUUGUUUCAAAAGUAUAAAACGAAUUGAUCAUCCAACCAACAGAAGGACCAUAAACCAAUUUCUAUUGUAUAAAGGAGUCAGGAGGUAAAAUUGGGAGACACUCAAGCAAUUAAAUUUUAAUAUUGGAGGAGAGCAUUAGUAGAUUUCAUGCAGAAGUGAUAUUUCAAAAUGAAGAAUUUUAUAUCAAAGACAUUGGAUCGACCACAGGAACAUUUAUUAAAGUCGAAACAAAAUAACAAUUGCAAAUUGGAAUGGUUGUUGAAUUAGGCAGCAAUCAAUUUGAAAUUCAACAAGUGAAUGUGAAUGGCGCCAAUAUUGAUGUUGUUAUGGCAAUCAUCGAAGGACCAAAUACUCCUGAAAAACAUGUGAUUAAUUUGACUCCUCAAAAGAGUGUGACAACUGUUGGUCGAAAACAAACUGCUGACCUUACUUUUAGUGAAGAUCAUCAUCUCUCUAAUAUCCAUGCCAAGAUCUGUUUGAUUGAUGGAAGAGUGUAUUUGGAAGAUAUGGGAUCAACAAAUGGAUCUUGGUUAAGAUUAUCAAGAGAAGGUCAAGCCUCCUAGUUAUAUCCAUUAUAAAACUAAACAGUUUUUAAAAUUGGAACUACAUCAACCUACUUAUGUAAAAGAACUACAUAGUUGGUUGCUGAUAGAAGUCAUGAAAAUAGUUGUAUCAUUUGCAUUGAAAAUGACCGAGAUGCAUUGUAUAUGCCUUGCAAACAUAACACUGCUUGUUUGAAAUGCAGUAAAAACCUAAAGGAUUGCCCCAUUUGCAGAACUAAAAUUUAGGAUAUUAUAAGAAUCUAUAAAAACUGAUAUUAUUAUAUAUAUAUAAAUAUUUAUACACAAAAU